AUGGCAGAUCUUGAGAAGAUUCUUGAAAGGCUGGGGAUUUCUCCUGAAAAGCGGUGUCAGGUGAUUAAAAAAGAGCAGGUGGUUCGGAACAUGGAGAAGAUCUUUCUGGGGAGGGACCUUUCGAAUAGGUUGCUGUAUACAUUAGCCUGCAUUGCUCCAAAGAAUGCUGAUCUUGGGCUGUUGGCGGAUCUGGUUGAUGCUCGGGUCAUCAAGCAUGAGAGCAUGCUGAAGGAAUGUCUGCGAUACACGGAGAAGAAGGAUGUUUCGAUGGAGGAGAUGACUCGGUUUGUGAAGAGGAACGAGGUUUCCUCUGAAGAUGUGCGGAAGUUUGUUGCCAAGAUGAGAAGCGAUAGAGUGGCGAAGAAGGACAUGGUCAGUAAGGCAAGGAAGGCCAUGCCCUGUGCAGACUUCAGGGUUGUUGUUGAGGAGAUUAAUAAGGUCCCUGAUGAUGUAGAUGGUGGAGAUGAGAAAAGGCCUUUAGAGGGGGGUUGGCUGGAAGAGGGGGAGAUUAAGAAGCUUCCGAAGCCUUCGGAGAUUCCCCAGAUCAACGAGGAGAUAAGGCAGGCCCAUCUACGGAGGACAGGGGGGAGGGUUGUCACCAGGUUUCCGCCUGAGCCUAAUGGAAUUCUUCACAUUGGGCAUGCAAAGGCAAUAAACCUGAACUUCGAAUAUGCCAAAAAGUUUGGAGGAUAUACCUAUCUGAGAUACGACGACACAAACCCCAAGAACGAGGAGGCAGAGUACUUCGAUUCGAUCUACGAGGAUGUCCGGUGGCUUGGAUUUGAGCCCUACAAGGUCACUGCCUCAAGCGAUUAUUUCGACAAGAUGACUGAGUUUGGUUUUCAGCUUAUAAGAAAAGGAAAGGCAUAUGUCUGCCACCUAAGCCAGGAUGAAAUAUGCGAAAGAAGAAGACAGUAUGUGUCUGAUGGAACGAAUGACAGAUCGCACCUGAGCCAGUACAGAGACAGGCCUGUCUCGGAGAAUCUGAGGCUCUUUCAGGAGAUGGUUGACGGUAAAUGGGAAGAGGGGAAGGCAUGCCUCAGAUUCAAGAUGGACACUGACACAAAGAACCCCCUGAUGCUUGAUCUUGUGGGCAUUCGGAUAUUGGACGUGGUGCAUCCCAGGAAAAACGUGAAGUAUACUGUGUAUCCAACCUAUGAGUUUGCUCUUUGUGUAUCUGACAGCCUGGAGGACGUAACGCACUCCUUCUGUACAAGGGAGUUUUAUACGAGGCAGGAGAGCUAUAACUGGCUACUUGUCCAGCUUGAGAUCUACAAGCCCAUCCAGUGGGAAUUUAGCAGGCUGAAUAUAAGCAACACUGUUCUGAGCAAGAGAAAGCUGCUUCCUCUGAAGAAGUACGGGAUUGAGCUAGACGAUCCUCGGCUGUUUACGAUCAAAGGGAUGAGGAGAAGAGGCUUCCCCCCGGAAGCCAUCAACCAGUUCUGCCGAAGCCUCGGGUUCACCUUUGCAGAAACAACGGUUGAUGUGAAGAAGCUCGAGAACUUUGUUAGAGACAAUCUCAAUAGGACCUCUCGAAGAAUCAUGUGUGUGAAGGAGCCUCUAAAGGUGACGAUAAUGAAUUCGACGCCGUGCAGUAUAUCUAUUCCGGACCUUCCCGGGUCGAGUGUUGUCAGAGAUGUUCCAUUUACUCCUGUCAUAUACAUAGAGAAGUCGGACUUUAUGGAGAAGGGAGACAAGGACUUCCUGAGGCUGACCCCUGAGCAGCCUGUUGGGCUUUACAUGCUUUACCCAAUAAGAGUCGUGAAGGUCACUCCGGACGGGAUUGUAGCCGAGAGAUGGGAUGGAGUUCCAAGGAAGUUUAUACACUGGGUUAGCGAAGACUCUGUCGAAGUAGAGAUGAGGAUGUAUUCCUCACUCUGGACAUCGUUCAGCCCGAAGGAUGCCACCUAUCUUGAAGAGAUGAACAAAGACAGCCUCAAGGUCUUCCACGGGCUCUGCGACAAGAGAAUUUCAGAUGCAAGGAUCGAAGACAGGUUCCAGUUCCAGCGCAUAGGAUACUUCUGCGUGGACAAAGACACGACCAAAGAAAACAUUGUUGUUAAUCUUACGAUUCCUCUCAAGAACAUUGCUUGA
Messenger RNA from Encephalitozoon cuniculi GB-M1, 2094 nucleotides. RefSeq lists its product as uncharacterized. Gene Ontology annotation, biological process: translation; glutaminyl-tRNA aminoacylation. Gene Ontology annotation, molecular function: ATP binding; glutamine-tRNA ligase activity. The transcript has a single exon. Lineage: Eukaryota; Fungi; Microsporidia; Unikaryonidae. The record is from RefSeq and is marked provisional. The coding region runs from base 1 to 2094 and encodes 697 amino acids. Gene Ontology annotation, cellular component: cytosol; cytoplasm.